AUGAGUUUUAAAAUAUACAACAAUGAAAUUGCAUAUUUAAUAGAUAAUGAGAUAAAGUUUUAUAAAUUAGAUAACCAAGGUCAAAUAAAUCAAACUGGACAGUUUAAGUAUGAUGAAAAUAUUUUAGAUUUCAUCUGGACUUCAUAUACAACUCAAAAAAAGUCAUCAAAGGGUUCAAAACAAUCAUCACAAUAUGCGAUAUUAGUUUAUAAAGAAGAUGAGUUUAUACUAUUAUCAAGUGUAGGAGAAAUCAAAAAAUAUAAAGGUUUCAAAAUAGAUAAGUUAAUAAAUUUUGAAAAUGAUUCAAUAUGGGCCCUCCAAGGUUCAAAUUUGAUUGAAAUUAAAAAUGGUAAAGUGCUGAGUAAGAUAGAAACUGACUUUACAAAUGUAAAAUUGAAUAAAAAUCAAGUAAUUGGUAUAACAGAAUCUACUAUCGAAUUUGGCAAAAUUCAAAAGGAUAAAUUUAUACUUGAGAACAAAUACGAUGCCACGGCUAACGAAAUAUUAGAGUUAGAUUAUUUUGCAUUCAUAAGUGAUAAUGAAGUUUACGUAAUGAAAGAUAAUUUGGAGAAAUUAGAAACUAGUGAUGUUAAAUCAGGACAGUUUAUAAAUCUUCAAGACGAAUAUUUAGUCAUCAUUGAAUCUGGAGUCAUAAAAUUUUAUCAAUUUAACAAAUUAAUACACAGCAUAAAAGGAGAUGUUGAUGGAAUUAUAUCUAAUAAAAAUUCAUUAUAUGUAAUUUGGAAGGGCAAAAACAAUUUGAAGUUUAAACAAAUUGAAAUAACAGCUUUAGAAAUAGAAAUUGAAACUAAUGGAAUCAAACAAGAUGAAGUCUCAAUACUGGUACCAGCUAAUAAAGUUAACAAUUUAGACUCCGAACGUAUACUUAAACAAUUAGACCUCACCGAUAAACAAAAAACUAUAGAACUCUGUUUAACACAAGACGAUCAAGAUACAAUCAAAGAAGUUGUCAAAACAUUAUCAUUACAGCAAGCACAAGAUUUAUAUUUAUUAUUAAUAGAUCAAUUAAAAUUAAGCAUUAACUUAAAUUAUUGGAUCAAAUGGAUUUAUUUAAUUUAUGGAAAUUCAUUAGAUAUAGGUUCAACAAUCUUAAUAAAUUCAUCAAAUUCCUUAAAUGAAUCAAUGAAGUUAUUACCACAUUUGUUAUCAAUCAAAGGUAAAUUAGAAUUGUUGAAAAUUCAAUCUAAUUUAAGACAAAAUAAUCAAGAAGUUCAAUUUACUUCAACUAUUGAAGACGAUGGAAUGGUAUAUGUAAAUGGUGA
Molecule: messenger RNA, 1283 nt
Organism: Insectozyma verbasci
Lineage: Eukaryota; Fungi; Ascomycota; Pichiomycetes; Serinales; Debaryomycetaceae
Source: the annotation of a GenBank genome assembly